ACGAAGAUUCAAAUAUCAUCUCUCUCUCUCUCUCUACGCAUCAUCCGUGAUUUCCUCUCUCUACACCCAAUCUAAUCUAUCCUUAUGCAUAUUCAUACAGACAUACCUACAUACAUCGUCUGCCUGUCUGUCUGUCUGUCUGAUGAUCUGUCAGCUCAAUUCAAUCAUCAAUCAUCAAUCAAUUGAAAACAUCACCAAACGCUUCGACUUCAGAGAAGAAGCCCCCCCCACCCCCCGCAGUCACACCCACCGUUCGAGCUCGCUCUCCCCCUCAAUCUGAUUGCAGGUGCCGAGUAGUGUGAAAGUGUAGGCCUUUGAAGUGUAAACAGCCGGCCCCAUGGCGAGGAUUAAGCCUCAGACUCUUCUGCUGCAGAGCAAGAAGAAGAAGGGGCCGUCACGAGUCAGCAUCCCAACGAUUAUCUUGUACUGCACGGUUCUCGGUUUGGUUGCGCUGUCUUUGGUUGCUACCUCCAGGAACUGGUUACGCAGGUCUGGGGAACAAACAGGAGCUGCAUCAUCAUUUGAGCUGCAGGAGAUAGAUGCCACCAUAGAUACUAAGAAAUACGACCUUCCUGGGUAUGCUAUUCUGAACACAUCAAAAGGAGAUAUCGUUGUAGAGCUUUUUAAGGAUGGGGCUCCUGAGAUAGUGGACAAAUUCCUGGAUUUGUGUCAAAAGGGCCAUUUCAAAGGCAUGCCCUUUCACCGUGUAAUAAAACACUACGUGAUUCAAGGAGGGGACUCCCAGGGGCUCGGAGCUGAAGAUUGGACAUCGAAAGGAAAGCUCCGCAGCCAACUCGUGACAAGUCCAAAGCACGAAGCUUUUAUGCUUGGAACUUCAAAGAACAAGCAAGACAGCAAGAGUUUCGUGCUCUUCAUCACAACUGCACCUAUACCGGAUUUAAAUGAUAAGCUGAUUGUGUUUGGUCGGGUCAUUAAGGGAGAGGAUGUUGUGCAGGAAAUUGAGGAGGUGGAUACAGAUGAACAUUAUCGGCCCAAGUCUCCUAUAUUGAUAGUCAACGUAAUUCUCAAACGUGAGAUAUGAACAUACGGCAUUGGAUGGACCACUGACAGGCUUUCUGUAACUGAGCUUCUUAAUAAUCGGGUCACCUUAUUGCACUAUUGUGUUUCUCUUCAACAUACGGGAGCGCUCGAGCACAAUUAUGAUGGGAUAGGGAUAGUUUGAUUCAGUAAAGGAUUUCUUUUUUUCCUCUGUUGAGUUGGUAGAGCUUUCAUAUAUAUAAUGGAAUUGAGUUUAGGCCUCUUUUCUUAAAUCCUUCUUUUUGGCUGAAAAGAUACACAUUCAUGAUAGAGUUGUGUCUUGUGUAUUACUGGCUGUUUCACAUCGGAAUACUUAUACCGCAGGCACUCCUAUAGCAUUUA
Messenger RNA from Punica granatum (pomegranate), 1380 nucleotides. NCBI's taxonomy places the organism in Eukaryota, Viridiplantae, Streptophyta, Magnoliopsida, Myrtales, Lythraceae. The record is from RefSeq and is a predicted model, not a curated record.